CUCAGACAUCACCAGAAAAAAAAACAAAAUCAUUUAUCACGUCGCUCAUCACCAAAGCUCAGAGAUUCUGCUCUCAAAAAUCAUCACUACCAAAACCUUCACACAUUUUUCUUCAACACCCAAACCGUUAUAGCAUGAACUGUUGAUGACAACGCUAGGAUUUCGGACAAGAUGCCAUAUGCGUGCUUUUUCAAUCCCCCCACUCAUUAUGACUUCUAGUUGUUGAUGCCAUGCGAGAGACGCUCAAGAGAGACUAGAAAGCUAAAAUGGAGGCCUCAGCCUAUAAGUCAGAUGGGAUGUUGGCUAAAGAAAUGGAAGAUGAGCUUAUGAAGUACACAAAGAAGUAUGACCAUAAAAUGGAGCCAAACUUGGCCGUGAAGAUUAAUGAAGAUCAAACGGAUAGUGAUGCAGAGGUUAACAUCACUGAAUGUACAAAAUCUUUGGGCAAUGAGCUUGUUGCAGCAGAUGUCGAUGACAAAACAGAGACCUCAAGUUCUUUUGAGGACUGCAAUUCUGGUGUAGAAAGUGAUGAUGCCUUUGGUGAUUCUGAAGCUUCGUCAGAUUUUCGUGGUGAUGCUGGUGCAUCAGCGCUGGAUUCUGAUGGAUUCGGUGAAAGGUUUAGACUGAGGCGGAAAAAACUGACAACUCAUUGGAGGUCUUUUAUUCAUCCUCUUAUGUGGCGUUGCAAAUGGGUUGAAUUGCAAAUUAAGAAGCUGCAGUCACGGGCACACCUAUAUGACAGAGAACUAGAAGUAUACGAUUUGAAAAGACAGUCUGAACUGGAUAGCUCCACAAUGGUAGAUGGCACCAAAUCCCUUCCAUUUUCACGGGAAAAUGCUAAAUUAGAUGUCCUUAGGAGAAAGAAAAGGAGGAGGACUGAAGCAACAACAGAUGUAGCAGCAUAUAUGUCCCAACAUAACCUCUUCUCAUGUUAUGAAAAUAAGAAGUACUUAACCGAGGGUGCCUUCAUGAACAAUGAGUUGAAGAAUCCAGCUAGCCGGAAAAGCACAACUAAUCUCCCGAUGUUGGAUGAUGAUGAUGAACUACUACCCCUUGAUCUUGGAGAUGAUGAUAAUUCCAUCGGACAAAUACUUUUGAAGAUUGACUUUCUACACUCUGAGGUGGGCAAGCUGAGGAGCAAAUUUGAUAGGAUAACAACCGAAAAUGCUGAAAGAAUUUCUUUUGCCGAGAAAUUGGACUUGCCGCCUCCAGAUAGUGAAAAUGGAGUAGAAGAAAUGCAUAUAGCAUCUCAGAGUACCGCUGCAGUAGUUUCUCAAACUGGAGCAUCAAGUUAUGUAGAUGUUCCUGUGACUAGUGGAAACGUCGAUCCUUCUUGCUUCAAAGCAUACAAACCUAUGGAAGGUGAAGUACUUAUAGAUAAUCAGAGGGUUAAGGAAGAGAUGGACAGUUUUGAGGAAGUGAAGAUUCAGGAAAUGCCAAUGGUGCUUAAGGAUGAGACUAAUAACACCACACCUCCCAUUAUAGCAGAACCUGGCACUGCAGAUGAUCAGCCGCCAGCAAAAGUCCGUUCUAUUGCAAAACUUACCGGCGCUAGAAGCAAGAGAAAGAGGGGGAGGAAAAGAGCUGCCACCUAUCGUCGGGGCAGAAGAUCCACGGGUUAGCAUCCUUAGGUUUGGCCCACUCGUGUAUUGUUGAGGAGGAGGUAAGAAGAUGAAUAUUACAGCUGGGAAAGGUUCCUAUUGCCAUUAAUGAACUCAUCGUGCAAAUAGGACCACAAAUUUUUUUUGGAGAAAAGUGUUGAUUACAUUACCCCUUCAACUGUAGAUUCUGUGUUUAUUCUUUUCCUUAGAUUUGUAUUCAUGAGAUGUUGAUGGCAGUAGAAAACAUGGAAAUUGCAUAUUA
Molecule: messenger RNA, 1863 nt
Organism: Salvia splendens (bonfire salvia)
Lineage: Eukaryota; Viridiplantae; Streptophyta; Magnoliopsida; Lamiales; Lamiaceae
Exons: 6
Coding region: 267-1622 (451 amino acids)
Source: RefSeq, a predicted model, not a curated record